Molecule: messenger RNA, 858 nt
Organism: Miscanthus lutarioriparius
Lineage: Eukaryota; Viridiplantae; Streptophyta; Magnoliopsida; Poales; Poaceae
Source: the annotation of a GenBank genome assembly
AUGGAGAGCAAAAGGCAGUGGGGGAAGGCGCCCCAGGAGGCGAAGGGCGGAGGCGGCGGUCACCAAGUGGAUCUAGAUGAAGAGGAUGACCUGGAGGAGUUCCGGCUGCCCAUGAGCCACCGCCCCACCGAGAACCUCGACACGGAGGGGCUCGAGCAGGCCUCCGUCCACACCCAGCUCACCGCGUCCAACGUCGGCUUCAGGCUGCUGCAGAAGAUGGGUUGGAAGACCGGCAAGGCAAGAACGAGCAAGCUAACUAAAUGCGAUGAUGCUUCUACACCUGUUGAGGAUACCCUUCUUUGUUGUUAUGCAGGUAUACUAGAGCCAAUAAGAGCUGACAUCAGAGAUGCAAAAUUAGGUGUUGGGAAGCAAGAGGAAGAUGACUUCUUCACAUCUGAAGAGAACGUGCAACGAAAGAAAUUGAAUAUUGAACUUGAGGAGACUGAGGAACAUAUAAAGAAACGUGAGGUCAUAGCAGAGCGUGAGCACAAAAUCCGCAGUGAAGUCAAGGAGAUACAGAAGGUGUUCUUUUGCAACCUCUGCAAUAAGCAGUACAAGCUGGCUCAUGAAUUUGAGAGUCACUUGAGCUCAUAUGACCACAAUCAUAGGAAGAGGUUCAAAGAAAUGAGAGAAAUGCAUAGCAGCAGCGGUAGCCGUGAUGAUAGGCAGAAACGUGAACAACAACGAGAAGAGAAGGAGCAGGCAAAAAUUGCUCAACUCAACGCCUAUGCCUAUAUUGUUAAGUUGACCACAUUUUCAUUGCAAGUACAGGUUCUAGUUGGCAGUGCCAGCAAGAAGCCAAAGGUGGCUACAAAAGUUUCUUCGGUCUUCGGUAAUGAGAGUGAUGAGGACUCGUGA